ACAAUUACCGCGAUUUUGUUAUACAAGGUGACCCAAACCGUUGCCCCGUUUUAGUUAAACCUGAUAAUUUAGGUCUACCCUAGAGCCACGGUAUGCGUACUCCAUCUUAAAGACUCGAUAACACAUCUUAAGUAAAUGCAGUAGUAAUAACUGUAGUUUGUUACAUCGUUGAGAAGAGUUUAUAUAACAGUGAGUAAGAUUUACCAAUUAGUGACAGUGGCAGGUAAAUAAGAUAAGAGAAACCGGUAUUAUUGGUGAAACAGAAAGUAAACAUGGAGGCUUUGAAAUGUGUAGUUGUGGGUGACGGUGCUAUUGGUAAAACGUGUAUGCUUUUUUCAUACACUUGCAACAAAUUUCCUAGAGAUUAUGUACCUACUGUAUUUGAUAGUUACUCUGUAAAUCUGACGGUUGGAGGUGAAAUGUAUUCACUGGGUUUAUUUGAUACAGCUGGUCAAGAAGAUUAUGAUAAUUUACGACCCUUAGGUUACCCCCAUACACAUAUUUUUCUGGUGUGUUAUUCUGUUGUUACUCCAGCCUCAUUUGAAAAUGUCACUGAGAAGUGGAUCCCAGAAAUUACUUCACAUUGUCCAAAAACGCCAUUCUUAUUAGUGGGAACACAAACAGAUUUACGAGAUGACACUGAAACCAUAGAAAAAUUGGCCAAAAAGAAAGAAAAGCCAAUUUCAGUAGAACAAGGUGAAAAACUAGCAAAACGACUUGGUGCUGUUAAAUAUGUAGAAUGCUCAGCUUUGACUCAGAAAGGAUUGAAGAAUAUAUUUGAUGAAGCAAUCUUAGCAGCACUUCAACCGCCACCAAAGAAACCUAGAAGAAGAAGGAAAUGUGCCAUUUUAUAAAUGGAAUACAACAUUUUAAUGGAGUUUUAUCCAAUGUAGAAAACUGUUGUUUUGAAAGUAAAAGGUAGAAGUUAACCCACCCAUAUAGUUGCAUCAACGACAAUAGAUCUAUCGUGCGGUCAUCUGGGUUAACAAAGAUGGCGCUAGUGAAUGUGAGAUGAUUGCGGACCCUAUCCCACCCUCUUACGCUGAAAAUGUGAUAUAAUUGUAUUAUAUUUAUUCUGUGAAUAGUUCCCAUAAUAACGUCUGAUUCGAAUUACAUAUUUAUUGCCCGAAUUGCGUCACAAAUAAGAUGGUGGUUUACUAGUGAAUGUGUCGAUGAACUUCUAUUACAAGUAAAUGUAAACUUUAUCUGUGAACAGAACACAUUUAUGGGAUACAAUCACUAGUUUUAUUCUAAAAGCACGACGUUUCGACAAGUAUACUCUUAUCAUUAUCAAACACAAACAAGAUGGUGGUUUACUAGUGAAUGUGUCGAUGAACUUCUCUUAGAAGUAAAUGUAAACUUUAUCUGUGAAUAACUGUUAAAAGUAUAUGUGAACUUUAUCUAUGACGUACUGUUUAAAGACAAUGUAAUCUUUAUCUGUGAAUAAUAAUAAUAAUUCAUUUAUUCGUAAGUAAAUAAGUAAACUUACAAAGAUUCAAUGAAGAAUGUAUAAAUAUAUAAAUAUACAUAUAUGUAAUGUGAACCGUAAUCAUACAAUCACUAUUCUGUACACAGAAAGUUUAUAAUUUCAUAAAUUUUAUAUACAUCUCGCAUCAAUGUUAAAUCUCUGAUACAACCAUUUUUUUUUAUUUUAUCAUCAUCAUCACUACUCAAAUUAAUAUCUUGUGUAUUAACAAUAUUUAAUAAUUCUGAUGCUUUGAUUGUAUUAAAAUGUACAUAUUUAUUCAGAUUAUACUUAUAACAAAUAUAAUUUCUACUAUUAAAGAUACAUUAUGGAAGAUUAGAUAAAGAGCUGGCAGUUCUUAUAAUAGUUAAACACUGGAUAAUGUAAAGGGAAUUUGCUGAAAAUUUCAGUCAAAUUGAUCCUCUCUGAACCGAGAAUUUAGCGAUUGAAUUUUGGGCCUAGCCUCGAUCAUCAUUACUAAAGUCGGUACGAUAAAAACAUAGGCUCAAUUAUCCAUUUCAUGAUUAAAUCAAAAGCAGCAGACCGGGCUCUAAUCCAGUAAAUAUCGCAGGAUAGCGAUUCCAUUGAGAGUUGAUUAUGGCCUGGAUAAGUUAAUUAAUGUCUAAUUAAUAAUUUAGAUAACAUUUCAGGCCUAAAGAAAGACCUGCAAUUGGAAGAUUUAGCUUUUGCAUAAUGUAUGUUUAAAUAUGGUUGACUGACUUCUGUGUAGAGCCAGCAAGGUGCAUUCAUUAUUACGUUUUAGCCCUCUGCAGAUAAAUUUAAAAAUCCUUUUGUGAAGUUGUGCUUCAAUUGAGAUAUCAUUACAAAUAUUAUGUGCCCGAUGUGAUGCAUUUAACAAUCUUCUUAUGCUUUCUAUUAACCACAAUCAAAUUUUCAAAAAUCCCACAGCUGGCACCCAUAUAUUGACAUGAAAAGCUUGUGAACAGGUUAUAUAUUAAAUUUUCUUUAGCAUAAAAACUACGUAUGUACAUUUCAAUUAACUCAUCUUUAGCUUUACAAGCAAAUGUAUUGCCCAAGUGAAGUUCUAAUUUAAAGAUGUCUACUCAUACAAAUAUAAAACUUUUAAGAGUGAAAUUAACUUUAGCAUAAAAACUAUGUAUGUACAUUUCAAUUAACCCAUCUUUGGCUUUACAAGCAAGUCUAUUGCCCAAGUGAAGUUCUAAUUUAAAGAUGUCUACUCGUCUACCAUUAAUCUAAACAUUCUUCCCAUCAACAGUAUGGUUUUGUUUUGCAAGAAAAACAAAAAGUUUUGCUUUAUCAGGAUUGAAUUUUACAAUAUACUCUUCAGAGUAAUCUUUUGCAAUAUUUAGUAAAUCAGAGACUCCUUAGGUGACAAAAGUUACAUCAUCGGCAUAAGCUAUUGCUCUGACAUACACAUGCCCAAUGGAAUAACCAAUAACUCUUAAAAGAAAAUGUAAACUGUAUCUGUGAAUAACUGUUACAGUUAAUACUUUUGUGUUUCUUUUUAAUAUAUGCCGGAUUUCUAUUUCAUUAAUACCAGAAUAUUUUUUAUGAAUGUUAUUUAUAAAUUUCUAUUGUUUUUUUUUAUAUACUAAUUGUUAUUAAAAUUUUUCGAAUCAA
This is a messenger RNA of Patella vulgata (common limpet), 3067 nucleotides long. Its product is annotated as cdc42 homolog. The transcript is spliced from 6 exons. Gene Ontology annotation, biological process: small GTPase-mediated signal transduction. Bases 273 to 854 code for a protein of 193 amino acids. NCBI's taxonomy places the organism in Eukaryota, Metazoa, Mollusca, Gastropoda, Patellidae. Gene Ontology annotation, molecular function: GTP binding; GTPase activity. The record is from RefSeq and is a predicted model, not a curated record.